CGCGGGCCGGAGCUCAGAGUGGCGCUCUGGGGCUCCCGAGGGCAGCGAUCGGGGAGACAUGGGCCGCGCCGCGGGGGAGCUCACCCCUUCGCUCCUGGGGCUGGGGCUGCUGCUGUGCAGCUGGGCGUGCCCCGGGGGCGCCGGGCUGCGGGCCCCGCCGGACAGGAUCGCCAUAAUUGGAGCUGGAAUUGGUGGCACUUCGGCAGCCUACUACCUGCGGCAGAAAUUUGGGAAAGAUGUGAAGAUUGACCUGUUUGAAAGAGGCGAGGUGGGGGGCCGCCUGGCCACCAUUACCUUACAGGGGCAAGAGUAUGAAGCUGGAGGCUCUGUCAUCCACCCUUUAAAUCUGCACAUGAAGCGUUUUGUCAAGGACCUGGGUCUCUCUACUCUUCAGAGCUCUGGUGGCCUAAUAGGGGUCUCUAACGGAGAUACUCUGGUGUUUGAGGAGAGCAGCUGGUUUAUAAUUAACAUAAUUAAACUAAUCUGGCAGUAUGGAUUUCAGCCCCUUCGAAUGCACAUGUGGGUAGAGGAUGUAUUAGACAAGUUUAUGAGGAUCUACCGCUACCAGUCUCAUGACUAUGCCUUCAGUAGUGUAGAAAACUUACUGCAUUCUCUAGGAGGGGACGACUUCCUUGGAAUGCUUAACCGGACAUUUCUCGAAACCUUACAGAAAGCAGGUUUCUCUGAGAAAUUCCUUGAUGAAAUGAUUGCUCCCAUCAAUAGGGUCAAUUAUGGCCAAAGCAUGGACAUCAAUGGCUUUGUAGGGGCAGUGUCCCUAGCUGGUGCUGAUUCUGGCCUUUGGGCAAUAGAAGGUGGCAAUAAACUUGUUUGUUCAAGGCUCCUUCAGGCUUCCAAAAGCAACCUUAUAUCUGGCUCAGUCAUGUACAUAGAGAAAACAAGAACCAAGCAGACAGGAAACCCCACAAAAAUGUAUCAAGUGGUCUACCAAACUGGAUCUGAGACCCGUUCAGACUUUUAUGACAUCGUCUUGGUGGCCACUCCAUUGAAUCGAAAAAUGUCCAAUAUAACUUUUCUCAACUUUGAUCCUCCAAUUGAGGAAUUCCAUCAACACUACCAACAAAUAGUGGCAACUUUUAUUAAGGGAAAGUUGAAUUCAUCUUCUUUUAACUCCAGAGCUUUAGAUGAACUUGGUCUCAGUACAAUCUUAACCACUGACAAUUCACACUUGUUUAUCAAUAGCAUUGGAAUUGUGUCCUCUGUAAGAGAAAAUAAUAAUGCUCAACCAUCAACAGAUGGAGCUUUUGUUUGGAAGGCCUUUUCCCCGGAAACUCUUACUAAGGAGCAACUUUUAAAGCUCUUUUUGUCCUAUGAAUAUGCUGUGAAGCAGCACUGGCAUGCAUAUCCUCACUAUAAGCCUCCAGAGAAAUGCUCCUCCAUCAUACUCCAUGAUCGACUCUAUUACCUCAAUGCCAUGGAGUGUGCAGCAAGUGCCAUGGAAAUGAGUGCCAUUGCAGCCCACAAUGCCGCUCUCCUCGCCUAUCAUCGCUGGAACGGGCACACAGAUAUGAUUGACCAAGAGGAUUUGUAUGAGAAACUGAAAACUGAACUAUGAGUUAAUACUUUCAUUCCCCACCCCCCUCCUGGUUCCACAUGGAAUAUCACUGGCAAAAAAAGAACACAAUCUGAGCAGAGAUGAUUUUGAAUCAGAUCUUUUGCCAUUAUCAUUGUUUAACAAGCGUAAUCCCAGUGGAGUCAUGGGAAAAUACAAAGGUCUAAGUGUGAAGGUGUAACUAUUGUAUUUAUGCCAUCUCCAAAAUGUGUGUGUGUAACUUUCAGAGUACAUUUAUUAAAGCUGGGGACUGUGAAACAAAGGACUUAGGGUAGAAGAAGCGAAAGGAGAGAGCCUAGGUGCUACUCUGCUUUGGUUCCCUAUAAACGUUAUAGAAGUGAGCCAAGGCAGAGCUGCUAUUAGCUCCCUGAAAAGAGAGAAGGGGCCUUGGAGACGGGUUCAUGGUGUUAGUCCUGGAUGAACUGCUGCUGCCCAUUGCUUCCCUGGUUGCAAGUCUUGUGGGGACCCUUAGAGUUUAGGAGAGAAAAGUAAAGAUGCAUGCCUGAGAGGG
Messenger RNA from Pipistrellus kuhlii (Kuhl's pipistrelle), 2081 nucleotides. It is a transcript of the gene PCYOX1, whose product is annotated as prenylcysteine oxidase 1. Gene Ontology annotation, biological process: prenylated protein catabolic process; prenylcysteine catabolic process. Lineage: Eukaryota; Metazoa; Chordata; Mammalia; Chiroptera; Vespertilionidae. The record is from RefSeq and is a predicted model, not a curated record. The transcript has 6 exons. The coding region runs from base 59 to 1573 and encodes 504 amino acids. Gene Ontology annotation, molecular function: prenylcysteine oxidase activity.